AAACCACAUCCCCAUUUCCCCCCUUCUCCCUAGCUCAUCCAUACCCAACAACUCUUCACAUUCUGCUCUAUCUGGUCAUUAGUUGAUCAAGUUAGUUAGUUUCCAGUACUACUACAAGUUUUAGCGUAUGGACAAGCUCAAUUUUGUCCAAAACGGAGCUCGAAAACUGCCACCGGGAUUCCGAUUCCAGCCCACCGACGAAGAAAUCGUGUUCCAGUACCUGACCCGGAAAACGUUGUCCUUCCCUUUGCCUGCUUCGGUCGUCCCCGAGAUCAGUGUUUGCAACUAUGACCCUUGGGAUUUGCCAGGCGACGGGGAAGAGGAUAGAUACUUCUUCACCAGAAAGGAAGCCAAGUACCAGAACGGAACCAGAGCCAACAGGGCAACCAGCUCUGGUUAUUGGAAAGCAACUGGCUCAGAUAAACGGAUUACAUGUCCAAAAAGAUCAAAAGACACAAUGGGGUUGAGGAAGACUCUGGUUUUCCAUACAGGGAAGCCUCCCGGUGGAUCCAGGACCGAUUGGAUCAUGCAUGAAUAUCGCCUCGUCAAUUCUGGAACUACAAGUUGUAAUAAUUCAACUAAGAACAAUGAUUUGGUGCAAAUGGGAGACUGGUUCCUCUGUCGCGUAUUCUUGAAGAAAGGAAGCACAGAGAAACAAGACGAAGAAGAGAUUAGUCAGCCAAGAGCAAAUGAUUUCAUGAACAGGAGAGAGUUGAACGAUGAUGGUGGAGGCCCCAGCUCCUCCUCCUCUUCCUCUUGUGGCUCUAGUGUAAUCACUGAGGUUACUGCAAAUGGGUUAGAUCAUGAGGAAACCAGUGGCCAUGGUUUUCAUUGUUUUUCUCCAUAUCUUUAUCGAUGAGACCCCCAUGAGAGAGAGCUCUUGUUUCUUUUCUCUGUCUCUAGUACUUUUGUACCUUCUUUGGUAAUUAUGAAGGAAAAAUAUUUUGACACAUACGUCCGGAUACAUCCGGUCAUAUGUGUGUCCACAACUA
Molecule: messenger RNA, 992 nt
Organism: Rhododendron vialii
Lineage: Eukaryota; Viridiplantae; Streptophyta; Magnoliopsida; Ericales; Ericaceae
Product: NAC domain-containing protein 83-like
Exons: 3
Coding region: 128-859 (243 amino acids)
Biological process (GO): regulation of DNA-templated transcription
Molecular function (GO): DNA binding
Source: RefSeq, a predicted model, not a curated record